AUGGUCAACACCGGUGAGGCUGUCGCCGCUGGCAUGAAGACGGAUGGCGGCAAUGCGGCUUUCCAUAACUUUCACAACGACUUCGCACACAUUCAGGAUCCGAAUGAGCGUAGACGACUUGCUCUGGCCGAGAUUGACAAGGCACCGUUCGGCUGGUAUCAUGUUCGAGCUAUCGUGGUCGCUGGUAUUGGCUUCUUCACUGAUGCCUACGAUAUCUUUGCUAUCAACUUUGUGACCAACAUGCUUGGUGUCGUUUACUGGCAAGGAGCUAAGGGCGCCAACGCCGGAGUCAUUCCUCCCCACUCAGAUACCGCCAUCAAGGUCGCAACUUCCGGUGGCACCGUCAUCGGUCAAGUUGGCUUCGGAUGGCUGGCUGAUGUUGUCGGUCGCAAGCGGAUGUAUGGUCUUGAGCUCAUUCUCAUCAUCUUCGCGACUCUCGCCCAGGCUCUCUCUGCGUCCUCUCCAGCCGUCUCGAUUGUCGGACUGAUGAUCUUCUGGCGUGUCCUCAUGGGUAUUGGUAUCGGUGGUGACUACCCCUUGUCGGCCAUCAUCACAUCCGAGUUCGCAACCACCAAGUGGCGCGGCGCCAUGAUGGGCAGUGUCUUUGCUAUGCAGGGAAUGGGUCAAUUGGCCGCUGGCUUGAUUGCACUGAUUGUCAGCUCCGGCUUCAAGGAGUCACUCCAGACAGCCAAGGGCUACGGCACCUGCGGUGGUGUCUGCGGUCUUGCUGUCGAUAAGAUGUGGCGUGUCAUCAUUGGCUUUGGCGCCGUUCCUGGCUGCAUUGCGCUGUACUUCCGUCUCACCAUUCCGGAAACACCCCGCUACACCUUCGAUGUCGCCAGAGAUACCGAGAAGGCUGUCGAGGACGUCAAGGCGUACAAGGCUGGACAGGCUGAGGGUCACCCAGAUGAAGUCUCAAGAGCAGGUGUCCUCCAGGACUCUCGCGCACGUCUCGACCCGCCAAAGGCAUCGUGGGGCGACUUCUUCCGUCACUAUCGUCAGUGGAGACACGGCAAAGUCCUGCUCGGUACAGCAGGCUCAUGGUUCUUCCUCGAUGUGGCUUUCUAUGGUCUCGGUCUCAACAACAGUAUCAUUCUGCAAGCCAUCGGCUUCGCCAAGGGUGACAACGUCUACGAGAUCUUCCGUCGUGCUGCCAUUGGCAACUUGAUCAUCGUCUGUGCUGGUGCUAUUCCAGGUUACUGGGUCACCGUGGCUCUUGUCGACACCGUUGGACGCAAGCCCAUCCAGCUCAUGGGAUUCAUCAUGCUUACCAUUCUCUUCAUCAUCAUUGGUUUCGCAUACAGCCACCUCGGCGAGGGCGGCUUGUUGGCCCUCUAUGUGUUGGCCCAAUUCUUCUUUAACUUCGGACCCAAUGCGACCACUUUCAUUGUGCCAGGAGAGUGCUUCCCAACACGAUACCGCUCGACUUCGCACGGUCUCUCAGCUGCCUCCGGCAAGGUCGGCGCCAUCAUUGCUCAGACUGUGUUCGGCCCUCUCCGAACCAAGGGCCAUCCUACCAAGGCCAACCCAACGCCAUGGCUCAAUCAUAUCAUGCAGAUCUUCGCGCUCUUCAUGCUUUGUGGUGUUUUCACCUCACUGUUGAUUCCGGAGACGAAGCGCAAGACUCUUGAGGAGCUCGCUGGUGAAGUUCCGGGUACUGCCAACUACGAUCCGGACUCUGCUGGACAUCGCAAGAGCUCGGUUGGAAUCGUUCGUGGUGACUCUGACGAGUCGGGUGUGAUCCAGGAGUCGAGGGAGAAGAGUGCUGUCUAA
Messenger RNA from Cyphellophora attinorum, 1773 nucleotides. RefSeq names its product Repressible high-affinity phosphate permease. Lineage: Eukaryota; Fungi; Ascomycota; Eurotiomycetes; Chaetothyriales; Cyphellophoraceae. Gene Ontology annotation, biological process: phosphate ion transport; transmembrane transport. The record is from RefSeq and is a predicted model, not a curated record. Gene Ontology annotation, molecular function: phosphate transmembrane transporter activity. Bases 1 to 1773 code for a protein of 590 amino acids. Gene Ontology annotation, cellular component: membrane. The transcript has 3 exons.